UCCACACGUGACAGACUCUGCAUUCUCCGCUCUACAAAACCUCAAAAACAAAAACCCUUCUCCAAAACAAACACAAGCAAAUUCCAAACCUCAAUUCUCUGAAUCAUGGCAGAAUCCAAAGACACCCCAAAAACUAUCACCAACAACAAUAACCCAAACGAACCCACAAAUCUCCUCUCAUUACUUCCCAAAUUCAACCUCAAAUUUCCAUUCUUUAACCACUCAGAGCCACAGCCACAGGCACAAUUGGUGGUUAAAGAGGACCAACAAACGGGAAUUAGCGAGAGAGAAGCCGAGAAUAAACCCAAUUUUGUUCGGUUACCUAAUGCUAAUAAUCCCAAGUUUACGGCGCCUUUCGGUAUUGAGGUUGAAGAGGGCAGUGGAAGGACUCAUAAACCUAUUGUUAUAUGGCAGGUUUAUGCACUGGGUGGAUUCAUUAUUUUGAAAUGGGCAUGGGCGAGAUAUAAGGAAAGGAACGAGAGAGCGAAGAAAGCAUCCUCAGAUGAUGACCAAUCAUCCGAUGAGAAUCAAUCACCGCCCGAUGAUAACUGAAUGAGUCUGUGCAAUCUCUUUGCAAGUGAAUAGCUUCUUAGCUAACAGCAAUUUUUGUAAUUGCUUCUUUUUUUUCUGUCUAGUUCAUAUUGUUUAAUGCUAUCUGCUUUUAACAAUCUUCAUUGACACUGCUAAAAAUUUCAAUCACAUUGUUACACAUACUUUAACUAGAAUCA
Mercurialis annua (annual mercury) is the source of this 728-nucleotide messenger RNA. RefSeq lists its product as uncharacterized. The record is from RefSeq and is a predicted model, not a curated record. Bases 106 to 552 code for a protein of 148 amino acids. The transcript has 2 exons. Lineage: Eukaryota; Viridiplantae; Streptophyta; Magnoliopsida; Malpighiales; Euphorbiaceae.